CAUCAAAUAACCCCCAAGCGAAUCAAACCAUCCAAGCUCAAUAUAAGCGAGUAUCUACGCAUAGCAUCCACCCACCGGUCUAACAAUAACUCCUAUUACAUUGAAGGAAGGGCAGAGGACUACUGCACACGCAAUACGGGAGCAGAGUGGUGGCUUUUUAUUUUUACACAGUAUGCUCUUUUUCAAGUGUCGCUCAGCCUCACCAGUCUUAGUCAGGUAUCCACUUUGUACACGGUGCUCAUUCUAGAUGGAGCGCCUAAUCAGCAUUCACAUCAAGCUUUUGGCGCUCAUUUUACUCUUUCUCCUACCGUGCCUCCGCGCCGCUAAGCCGCAUCUGCCUGUGGACCAGUGGAGAUCGAGGAGUAAAGCUGAUUGGAUACGAUUAUGGAACACAGAGCGACACGUUAAUGUAUGUAACGAACAUCUUCAGCCUGUCUUUGAUGCGGCCUGUCAGAAUGAUGUACGCAAGAUCACGAAAAGAACCGGAGAAGAAUUUGUAAAAGAAUGGGCAGCCAAGGACUUUUUGAUCGGAAGUAAGAGGAAACGUGGCUUGAAUGAGGAAUGUUGCCAUGAGGAUACGGGGUGUGUUUGGGAGGAGGUGGCCGAGUACUGUAAGAAGCAUGGUAGAGAGAAGCAUAAGCCGGGAAGUACAGUAGCACAAGGAAAGCAAGGCCGAUAGCGUGCACAAGGAAAGCAAGACUGGUAGUGUGUUGAGACAUACCACGUGGAGAUGUUUGAAUCACUGGCACCGUUAUAGAUCUUAUGCACAUGACGUCAUUAUUGAGUAGGGCGCCCUCUCCUAGAGAUCACAAAAAAGAUUGUUCAUUGGCCAAUCAUGUGCGCUGCGCUACUAAUCUGUGCGUUUUCGAUUGGUUGAUCAUUGGUUGACCUCUAAUAUGGCAGAUGUAUCACGUCAAUGCAUAAGGUUUAACCUGUAAAAAGACAUGUUAUAUUAUAUAUAAACGUACUUUAUCAAUCAUUGAAUUAUUUUAAUAUGUUUUUGCCUACGACUAUUUUGUGUUUUCCUUCAAUGAUAGGAUCUGACUACAUUAGUAUUUUGAGAUAUUAACGAGCUUUAUAUUACAUUCCUUCAUAUGUGUACGAACUAUCACAAAGAAAAUUUGCAUAAUUCUAUUUUCCCAUUGUAUGUGAUGGAAUGAUUAAAAAAAAAAUUAAAAACAACGAUUAACCUAAACAACUUCUUAUUCCUGUAACAUAAACAAAUGUGUGAUUUAAAAACAAUUGUCCGCAAGUCCCUUUCGUAAUUCUGGUACCCGUUGGUAGGUCCGUAUCAUCGGUUUUUACAUUGUUUGUUGUGUGGGUUUUUUUUUUUUUUUUUUUUCACCUGGCCUGUAGUUACGAGAUUCUAAAUUAUUACUUUCCUCCAAAAUAUGUCAUUCAAGGGAAGUCAUUACAACUGGACGUAAGGAAAAUAACGAUGGUUUAACAAAUAAUAGGGGUGAUUUUAAUCGGUUUCAGUUAUAGCAUGCCUGAAGAUGUCCUUCUUUAAUUACAGAAAUACAGAAUGGCUGAAUGGGAAUUACUACAACCUAGUUGGGGAAAGACCUACAUCUUGAGAGGGUUAGACAUUGCAGUUUGACCAACAUUGCAUAGUGUUGGGUGUUUUAAUCUUAAUUGAUAAGUUUCAGUGGGCAAUCCGUACAUUUCAUUGCUUUGACAACUUGUAAACAAGACCAACUGCAUUUAAACUAGAGUUUAAUCAAAUCAAGAAAUAGAAGUGAAUGUAAAGCUAGAUAUAGGUUGUCCUUAGGAUUGAUGUUUGGACCACAUCAGCUGAUCAUGUGGGUCUCACAUUGUAUCAAAAAUACAUCAAAGACAAAAUGUGAAGUAAUACAUCACGUAAUUAACUGAAUGAGUAAAAUAUAUUAAAUUAAUUUUGGGUUGAACAACCUCAAGAUAAAAUACAAAAAACGAAAACACUUAGCAGAAACGGCACCGAAAGGAAAACAGUGGGUCUUAUUAAAUGAAAUAACGUUUUAGCUAACAGUCUUUGUUGUGUAUGGUCAUAAAAGAUGCAAACAAAUAUGAUAACUUAUUUACUGUCGUUGCGCAAGUUAGACUAAUAUUGGUAUUGUAAAUUUAACCACUUAGUUUAAAGUCGAGAGCCACUGCGUUAUUACAAGCUUAAUGAAUCGAAUAAUUGGCUCCAAGGAUAGUCAAAGGUGACUCCAUUAAACAGACUACUAACAAGAGCUUACAUUUGUUAGUGUGGAUAAUCUUCUUAUAUAAUAUUCAGUUAUAAUGUGCCAGUUCAAAGAAUAACUAACCUGACGUUUUGACCCUAACAGAGUCUUUAAUUAAGGCUAAGACACAAAACUCAUAGGUUUUCUAUAUAUAAAUGAAACAAUAGCAGUCAAGUGGAAGUGCAUGAAUAGAGAGAGAGGCAGACAACACACAUCAAAACCAAGGGGGAAGCCGAGCAUAAUGGAGACAAAGGGGGGGGGGGCUGGUUUGAACACAGGAAGUUGCAAACACAAAGGA
Messenger RNA from Asterias rubens (European starfish), 2502 nucleotides. RefSeq names its product probable insulin-like peptide 7. The record is from RefSeq and is a predicted model, not a curated record. The coding region runs from base 248 to 679 and encodes 143 amino acids. Lineage: Eukaryota; Metazoa; Echinodermata; Asteroidea; Forcipulatida; Asteriidae. The transcript has 3 exons.